AUGCAAAGGAGGAGGAGGCGGGAGCACUGACAGCCAGCUGGGGGCUGACCUGAUUCCCUAGAAUCCUCAGCUCCCUUCCUCUUCCCUCCCAGCGUCCUUCCUUCCCUUUUUUCUCGCCCUCUCCCCCCUUUUUUCCUUUUCCCAGAUAAGCUGCUCCGGGAAACAAAGAACUCGGGCUCUCCGGACAGCAGCGCCGGAACCGAGCGCUCUGCCAGCGGCUCCUCGUUCCGGGGACCAGGGCUCCCCGGCUCUGCAUCCCUCCCCAGCCUCCCCCGCCUCCCGCGCUCGCUCGCUCGCUCGCUCCCUCCCCGCUCGCUUCCUCCCCCACCAUCGCAGCGCUGGGAGGAAGGCGGCUGGGGCUCAAGAUGGCUUUAGCCCGGCUCUGCGCCCUGCUCGCCUGCUGCUGGGGGCCGGCGGCGGUGCUGGCCACAGCCGCCGGCGACGUGGAUCCAUCCAAGGAGCUGGAGUGCAAGCUCAAAAGCAUCACGGUGUCGGCGCUGCCCUUCCUGCGCGAGAACGACCUGAGCAUCAUGCACAGCCCCUCGGCCUCCGAACCCAAGCUCCUCUUCUCGGUGCGCAACGACUUCCCGGGAGAAAUGGUCGUGGUGGACGACCUGGAGAACACCGAGCUGCCCUACUUCGUGCUGGAGAUCUCAGGGAACACGGAGGACAUCCCCCUAGUACGCUGGAGGCAGCAGUGGCUGGAGAAUGGCACUUUGCUCUUUCACAUCCAUCACCAAGAUGGUGCCCCGAGUCUUCCUGGGCAGGACCCAACGGAAGAGCCCCAGCAUGAAUCAGCCGAAGAGGAGCUGAGGAUCCUGCACAUCUCAGUCAUGGGAGGCAUGAUCGCUCUGCUGCUGUCCAUCUUGUGUCUGGUGAUGAUCCUGUACACCCGGAGGCGCUGGUGCAAACGCCGCCGGGUCCCCCAGCCGCAGAAGAGUGCCAGCGCGGAGGCGGCCAACGAGAUCCACUACAUCCCCUCGGUGCUGAUCGGGGGCCACGGGCGGGAGAGCCUGCGCAACGCCCGCGUGCAGGGCCACAACUCCAGCGGCACGCUGAGCAUCCGGGAGACACCUAUCCUGGAUGGCUAUGAGUACGACAUCACAGACCUGCGCCACCACCUGCAGAGGGAGUGCAUGAACGGAGGGGAGGACUUCGCCAGCCAGGUCACACGCACCCUGGACUCCCUGCAGGGCUGCAAUGAGAAGACAGGGAUGGACCUCACACCAGGUGGGGGAAGUGACAAUGCCAAGCUGUCGCUGAUGAACAAGUACAAAGAUAACAUCAUUGCCACGAGCCCCGUGGACUCCAACCACCAGCAGGCCACCCUGCUCUCUCACACGUCCAGUAGCCAGAGAAAGCGGAUCAACAACAAAGCAAGAGCCGGUUCCGCCUUCUUGAACCCUGAAGGGGAUUCUGGCACGGAGGCAGAAAAUGACCCUCAGCUGACCUUCUACACGGAUCCCUCUCGCAGCCGGAGGCGCAGUCGAGUGGGUUCUCCCCGGAGUCCUGUGAACAAGACCACCUUGACCCUGAUCAGUAUCACCAGCUGUGUCAUCGGCCUCGUGUGCUCCUCUCACGUCAGUUGCCCUCUCGUUGUCAAAAUCACGCUGCAUGUUCCCGAGCACCUGAUUGCUGAUGGGAGCCGCUUCAUCCUGCUGGAGGGCAGCCAGCUGGAUGCCAGUGAUUGGUUGAACCCUGCCCAAGUGGUGCUCUUCUCUCAGCAGAACUCCAGUGGGCCCUGGGCCAUGGACCUCUGUGCCCGGCGGCUCCUGGACCCCUGUGAACAUCAGUGUGACCCCGAAACUGGUAGGCAGGAGCACCGGGCAGCGUGCGAGUGCCUCUGCUACGAAGGGUACAUGAAGGAUCCAGUCCAUAAGCACCUUUGCAUUCGGAAUGAAUGGGGGACAAACCAGGGGCCUUGGCCUUACACAAUAUUUCAGCGAGGCUUUGACCUGGUUUUGGGAGAGCAGCCCUCUGAUAAAAUAUUCAGAUUCACCUACACCCUGGGCGAGGGCAUGUGGCUGCCCCUGAGCAAGAGCUUUGUGAUCCCGCCAGCAGAACUGGCCAUCAAUCCCUCCGCCAAGUGUAAGACCGACAUGACCGUGAUGGAGGAUGCGGUGGAGGUCAGAGAGGAGCUGAUGACCUCAUCCUCCUUUGACAGCCUGGAAGUUCUCUUAGACUCCUUUGGGCCAGUGCGAGACUGCAGCAAAGAUAACGGGGGCUGCAGUAAGAACUUCCGCUGCAUUUCCGAUCGCAAGUUGGACUCCACUGGUUGCGUGUGCCCAGCCGGACUCAGCCCCAUGAAGGACAGCUCGGGCUGCUAUGACCGCCACAUCGGGGUGGACUGCUCAGAUGGCUUCAAUGGCGGCUGUGAGCAGCUGUGUCUCCAGCAGAUGGCGCCCUUCCCGGACGACCCCACCCUGUACAACAUCCUCAUGUUCUGCGGGUGCAUCGAGGACUACAAGCUUGGUGUGGAUGGACGCUCUUGCCAGCUCAUCACGGAGACCUGCCCAGAGGGAGGUGACUGUGGAGAGAGCAGGGAGCUUCCCAUGAACCAGACUCUCUUUGGGGAGAUGUUCUUUGGUUACAAUAACCAUUCCAAAGAAGUAGCCACUGGACAGGUGCUGAAAGGAACAUUCAGGCAAAACAACUUUGCUCGUGGUAUAGACCAGCAACUGCCAGAUGGGCUUGUGGUGGCCACUGUCCCCUUGGAGAAUCAGUGCUUAGAGGAGAUCUCCGAGCCCACCCCGGACCCCGACUUCCUGACUGGGAUGGUGAACUUCAGUGAAGUGUCUGGGUACCCCGUGCUGCAGCACUGGAAGGUCCGGUCGGUGAUGUACCACAUCAAACUCAACCAAGCGGCCGUCUCUCAGGCCUUCAACAAUGCCCUUCAUUCCCUGGAUGGGGCCACGUCUCGUGCGGACUUUGUGGCCUUGUUGGGCCAGUUUGGCAACCAUUACAUCCAGGAAGCUAUCUACGGCUUUGAGGAGUCCUGUUCCAUCUGGUACCCAAAUAAGCAAGUCCAGCGGCGACUCUGGCUGGAGUACGAAGACAUCAGUAAAGGCAACUCCCCAUCCGAUGAGUCGGAGGAGCGGGAAAGAGACCCCAAGGUGCUGACGUUCCCAGAAUACAUCGCCAGCCUGUCCGACUCUGGCACCAAGCGAAUGGCAGCCGGAGUCCGCAUGGAGUGUCAGAGCAAAGGGCGAUGUCCCUCAUCUUGCCCCUUGUGUCAUGUGACAUCCAGCCCUGACACGCCUGCCGAACCUGUUCUGCUGGAGGUGACCAGAGCAGCCCCCAUCUAUGAACUGGUGACCAACAACCAGACCCAAAGGCUCUUACAGGAGGCCACCAUGAGCUCCCUCUGGUGCUCGGGCACUGGAGACGUCAUUGAGGACUGGUGUCGCUGCGACUCCACCGCUUUCGGAGCUGACGGACUCCCCACCUGCGCGCCGCUCCCACAGCCUGUGCUGAGACUCUCCACGGUUCAUGAGCCCAGCAGCACCCUCGUGGUCCUGGAGUGGGAACACUCAGAGCCACCAAUCGGGGUGCAGAUUGUGGACUACCUCAUCCGUCAAGAGAAGGUCACCGACAGGAUGGACCACUCCAAAGUGGAGACAGAAACGGUGUUGAGUUUCGUGGACGACAUCAUCUCUGGAGCAAAGUCCCCGUGUGCCAUGCCAUCUCAAGUGCCAGACAAGCAGCUCACCACCAUCUCGCUCAUCAUUCGGUGCCUGGAGCCCGACACCAUUUACAUGUUUACCCUGUGGGGCGUGGACAACACGGGCCGGCGCUCCAGGCCAAGCGACGUGAUCGUGAAGACCCCGUGCCCCGUGGUGGACGAUGUCAAAGCCCAAGAAAUAGCAGAUAAGAUCUACAAUCUCUUCAAUGGCUAUACCAGCGGGAAAGAGCAACAGACUGCCUACAAUACCCUCCUGGAUCUGGGUUCCCCCACUUUACAUCGAGUUCUCUACCACUAUAACCAGCACUAUGAGAGUUUUGGAGAAUUCACCUGGCGGUGUGAGGAUGAGUUAGGCCCCAGGAAAGCUGGCCUCAUUCUCUCCCAGCUUGGAGACCUCAGCAGCUGGUGCGACGGACUCCUUCAGGAGCCCAAGAUAGGCCUGCGCCGCAGCGCGCUCAAGUACCUGGGCUGCCGCUACAGCGAGAUCAGGCCCUACGGACUCGACUGGUCAGAGCUCAGCCGCGACCUCAGGAAGACUUGUGAGGAGCAGACCCUGAGCAUCCCCUACAAUGACUACGGGGACAGCAAAGACAUCUGACAGCACGGGGCCAGCGAGUGGCUGCCAAACUGGGGCAGGAGAGCGGAGGGGGACAUCUGGGUUGGUUUGUGGGUUUUUAUCAUUUUUUAAUGGAACAUUGAAAGCUCCAGAGAUGACACCCAGGGAGGAAGGGGUCCUUUCUCCGUGCAAACUUCUUCAGUCUGACGCGCUCCAUCGGCACCAUCAGUAAGCCCGCCAGGCAGUGGCUUCAUGCAGCACCAUUUUUUUCUUAGAGGGUUUCUUUGGGACUUGUUUUGGUGUUAAUUUGUUUCAUCCUUUUUUUUUUUUUUUUUUAACCCUCAAGAGUCCUGUCCAAAUGCUCAAGAAUUCUGUCAUACUCCCACAAAGGUUCCACCUGGCCGAGGCACCUGCUCUUACUGAGUUCCUGAGUCCAUUGCAACUGGGGACAGAGGCGGAGCUGGAGAGCUAGGCCUGCAAGGGCCUGACCUCAGGCCUUCCUUGGGCAGCGUCUUGCUCUGGGAGCCCCAGCCCUGCUCAGAGAGGAAGACGCAAAGCAAACUGGGGGACUGGCCCUUGUGUGUGCAUCCCGGUUUCCUCCAGGCCUUCCCACGGCUGUCUCCACCCCUCAAAGGUGACACCUCGACGCCGUGAUAGCCCAGUGGGCCUCCUGGGUUUCUAGGUCUCCCAUUUUAAGCCAGGACUAGAAUUAAACCUCCCUCAAUGGGGCUCUGCUCUGCCCUCUGAACACCAUUAUCUUUCAGCAGUGACAAGAUGCCCCCUGUGGAAUCUCCUGGAAGGAGGCGUUCCUAAGUGGCAAUUAGAUGUCACUGCCAAGUGCACCUUCAGAGACGUCUCCCUGGGAGACUAGCUGGCAGUUCACAACCUACUGAAGUAAGCAGCAUUUAAACAAACCAACCAACCCGUGCCCCCUUUGAAAGGUCCUCUUCAGACCACUAACGUGCACCCCAGCGCCUGGGUUCUCAGCGCCUGCCCCUCACCCGGCAGGUGAGGCUGGGUUCAAGAGGGGUUGGCACGUCCAUGUCAGUGUUUCGGUGAAUUAGAGCUAUUAUUGAUCUCCAGAAAGGUCUGUCCUCUCUCUCCCCUUGCUAAACUUGCUGAGUUGCUAGUUUUGCCAGUGGUUUCCUUGAGGACCAUCAGUGGGAGGAUGCCGCGGUGGUCGCCACCUUCUGGCUGCUGGCAUAGCAGAGUUUCUGUGCAGCCAAUCAGUGCUGAGCCACAGCCCCACCCACUGCCUGAGCAUUGCACAGAGGCCAGCUAAGGGGAAGCCAGCCCUCCAGAAACAAGCCCCUGGGGCCAUGUCGGCCAUCAAUGGCCUUAAACGCCCACACCUCACUUUCAGCCACCCUUGCUUUGUCUGGGACGCCUUAUGUGGAAACCCACCACAGAGGUCAGAAAGGAGGUGCAGGACCCCCUGAAUCCUACAACAACCCCCUGGGGAAAGUGCUGUUCUUGUCAAUGUCUCAGUGAAGAGGAAAGGGAGGCAGAGAAGUGAUGCGGCUUGUCCCUGUCCUUCGAGCACUGAGUGCUGAGCCACAGUGUGAGUUCAGACUGUUGGACUCCAAGGCACCGGGUCUAGCAGCCCCUGAGCCUUACCGCUCUCAAAGCAUUCAGCCGUCCCUGAGCUCCACGGGGACCUCCCCAGAGGGCUACACCUUUCCCAAGCACCAUGGCCCAGAUGUGGCCACCAGCAGUGGAACAGGGAGACAGGGAGGACCGUGGAGCAAGCACCUUUGACCCCGCAGCUCUGUAGCCCAUGCCUCUCACCAGUGAUGGGAAGAGCUAGGAUGGGCCGAAGGCCCAGACUGGCCUCCAUCGCUCUCCUCUUCUUUCCAGAGAAACCUUGAAUGAUGUCUGUCAUUCUUCCUAACGCCAGGGCCUCAGAGGCGCCCCUCCUUCCAGAGCAGAGAACAUGGCUGCCCACCUGGGGUGGAUGAGGGCCCCCAGGUAAAGUGCCUCCAAAGCAAUUGUCCACCACUGCCACGGGAGAGGAUGCCACGGGCCGAGGCCAUCCUUCUGUUCAAGUCUGUGCAGAAGACGGCAUCUUGACUUGGAGCAGCAGGACGGAGAGGCCACCGGCACCUUCCUGCCCAGCAGUGGGGAGACAGGAGCUGACGGCAGGGAGGAGGCGAGGAGUGGCACUGAGCCACCCUCUGUCACCCCUUCCUGUUUUUAUUUUGUAAAGGCACACUACCUUCCUCUCUCCUUCAUCCUUGUUCCCUGCUCAACCCUGUCCCUCCACCUCCUUUUUGUCCCCUUUUCCUUUGUCCCCUCCCUUUGCUGUUUUUUUUUUGGUCCCCUCCCUUUGCUUUUUAUGGCCUUCCUCCUUUCCCCUUCCCCAGGAUUCUUUUCACCCCCCCCCAUGCACACCCACACACACCCACACACACCCACACACGCUGUCCACACACCCCUGUGACUGGGUCCAAUUUACUUUCAAGUUUAAAAGGCCAACACAGAUGGGGUGUGGCUCGUCUUAGGAAGGGCAUACACAUAACUGGAGGCUUCUCCCUGGAGGACACCCGACCACACCUUGCCCGUGUUCCUCAGUGCUUGCCCGGAGGCGCCCAUCCUGGCUAGAAGGGGUGGCGGUCCCGAGCCAGUAUUAGACCUCAAGUUUCCAAGGUGCCAACAGCUCUCAUGGAGUCCCUCUGCCCGUGACACUCCCAGCUCCACGUCCCUUUGAGAUCUCUGCUGUGUCCUCCCUAAUGUACAUGAACCACUGUAAUAGCAUAGAUCUUGAAUGGAGUGUGCAAUUGUUUUCCACGGAGUUUGGUCCAUUGUUAUUUUUAGUUAACUGCAUUUCUUGAUAUUCAAUUGUUCUAUUAAAAAAAAAAAGCAAGUGUGGAAAGAAACACUUUACUACUGUAGAAGGAGGAAAGAAUAUAAUGUGACCAUCUUCAAGUAUAACAGUGUUGUUUGAAAGAGAAUUAUUGUAUGAUUAUAAAAAUGAAGUAAUCAACUAAAUAAUAAACAAAGCUGUUAGUAA
Ictidomys tridecemlineatus (thirteen-lined ground squirrel) is the source of this 7248-nucleotide messenger RNA. RefSeq names its product astrotactin 1 (gene Astn1). Gene Ontology annotation, molecular function: protein binding. The record is from RefSeq and is a predicted model, not a curated record. Gene Ontology annotation, cellular component: endosome; membrane. Gene Ontology annotation, biological process: neuron cell-cell adhesion; neuron migration. Lineage: Eukaryota; Metazoa; Chordata; Mammalia; Rodentia; Sciuridae.